Molecule: messenger RNA, 6135 nt
Organism: Amoebophrya sp. A25
Lineage: Eukaryota; Dinophyceae; Syndiniales; Amoebophryaceae
Source: the annotation of a GenBank genome assembly
GAAUAUAUACUAGAGUACGGUAGAUUUAAAUGAACCUGACGAAGCAGCAACUGGACGAGCUUCCUGGUCCACCGGUUUUUUCGUAUUGUUCAUCUCGUAAUUGAUUUCACUUCAAUCUCCUCGAGCUAGUUUUCUACAAUGCACUUCCACUUUCAUGUUAGACGUGAUUCGAACAGAGAGUUAUGCUCAAAUUCAUCACAUCGUGUAACAUGCAGACGGAGAAGAAGUCCCCGCAAAGUGAUUCACAAUGACUGGAAAGCACAGAACGCGUGAGUGUGAGCGUGUGUCGUCGUAAGCUCGGUGUCAUCGAAUCGGCUAGUUCGGUCCUCGUUUCGGUUGUAAACAAUUUUUCGAAAGAUAAUCCCCCUUGAUACCACUUCCACGUCCAGUUGUUCCAUCCUUAAAGGUGUUGCUGGCAGGUUGACGGUUACCUUUACACUAUCCAAGUACACUCCCUAGUACUCGUAUCUGCAGGUUGCCAACAGGAGUCGUGAAAGAUGAUCACACCUUCACCAGCAAAAUGAAGAUCGGAACUUUUGUCAUGACUGAGGAAGAGAAAAGUCGUGGUGCUACAACUGUUGCUCGUCUAAUUGCGACGAGGCAGAUGGUACUUGUUAGUAUAAUUGAGACGAGGUAGAUGUGGAAGGUCUUUUAACUUUUGUCAGGUAUGAAAAUGUAGCAGCAUGAUUUCUUGUGUGGCCUCGCCAUUUUUUGGAAACAAUCAUUCAAAAUGUUCGCCCAAACCAUGGACGUUCGUGACAUCUGGUCGGCGCUGGACCAGGUAGACGUCCCCGCUGAUGGACACGAUGCCGCGAUGUACGAUUCUUGCUCCGACGACGAAGAUGAGGCUUUGACGGAUCGAAUUGCGACAUCUUCCAAUGUCAAUGUUGUUGAUUUGAACAAUGAGUUACUUCUAGCCAGAAAAGAAGGAAACAAGAACUGUGAUCUUCAACAUGGUGGUGCUGCUAGAGCAUCAAAUUCGACAUCUUCAACAGCUGCAACGAAAGGGACGCAGCCUUCUUCACUAGGGGACAAUCCCAAUUCCUAUCACCGUGGCAUCCUCGGUUCUCGGGACGUGCGUGCAGAGAAUAAUCCGAAAGUGGCGCAUGGCGAGAUAUCACGGUUGAGGACGACGGAACAAAAAAUCAAUCGCCUUCUAGAACGUAACUUGGAGAAUAAUCUGGCCAGAGCUCGUGUCUUUGAAAGGCUAAAGGAAAAACAGGGAAGAAAGAAGGAAGAUGCGAGUGUGAGGAUGCAAGUAGAGGGAGAGGGAGACGUUGAUGAAUGUGGAUCGGUAGGAGAGCAGGCAUCUUCGGCGGGUGCAUCCGGAGUAGUUCCAGCUCGUCCAGCAGAGCAGCAGAAUAAGAAACCACCCUUGAGGAAACCUCGUCUCGCCACUUCGAAGAUCAAGAAGCCGUCGAAGCCCAAAAUCUUCCAUUCUGCCUCUCCGUCUUGUGCUGACAGUACCUCUGCGCCAGAAAAUGAUGUCGACAACUCACUUCCACCAGAAAAUGUUGCAGCCACAACUGCAUCUUCCCCACGACCGAUGCAACAGUAUGACGAAGCCCUAGAGAGCCAGGAAGCGGACCACGUCGAUGCAGCACAUCUUCCUCUAAGUGUUGUUGGGGUCACUCCAGGACGAAGCGAAAUUGGUGUAGGUGAAACACCAAUAGGAGACGAGGAAGAAACAUAUGAAAGGUUGCAUCACUCAGAAGAGAGCUCUGCUGAACGCUGUACGCAAGCUGCACAAGCCGAAGAGCCACGCCUAGAACCGGUCGCUGAGGUCCACGACCUUCUAGCAGUCUCAGGACACGGACUGUUCGACACGCCGGAUAGUUCGGCCGAUGAUCAUUCCAACAACUCAGGUUGCACCGCUUCUAGUACAACACAUGACAAUGAUCUUUGCACAGCCACAGAUCACAUGUUGAGUAGAGCGAGUCCACAACUCCGAAAGGAAGUAGCCACCACCGCCGCAGAGAAUGUGCCGCAUGACGAACAAGUUGCAGCUUCACAAAUGCACGGCUUUUCUCUGCCUACGGCUUCAUUCGAGGGCACGGUCGCAGAGAUGGACGUCGAAGGAGGCAGCCCUCCUACUGCGCUCGAUGUUGUUCUGAAGGAACAUGCAGUACAAGAGGUUAAUAGAGCUGUUUUAAAGAGCGAACAAGAGGAAACUGCUGGCACAGCAACAAGUACGUCAAACGUCAAGACAUCGCAAAAGAUAAACAUAAAGAACAAAAACAAGUCAAUACAAAAACCGUCGCAGGCGUCCUCCACUCCCGCAGACCACACAGCAAAAUCCACGGCGAAGGCACGCGCAUCGUCGGCGACUAGGAAGAAGGCAGCCGCCACACCAAGCACAGCAUCUUCAUCGAAGCUGGAGGCAAAAUCAGAGGCGAGCAAGGCGAAAUAUACUGCUUCUCGUUCAUGUUCUCCCAGGAAAGACAGUCAAGGCACCAAAACGACUACUCCGACUCCAGCAAAGAAAAAAAGAGUAGAGCAGAAGGUAGCGGAGAAGCAGGCAAACACAUCACUAGUAGGGACACAUGCACCUCAUCCGGACUUGCAGGAACAGCCUUUCAUGUUCGUACAACAGAUUGUACAACCACAACCAGAAGUUCCUUCACGACUAUCGCAAUCAGCAUGCAGAACAAAUGCAGCACUAGCUUCUCCACCAGAAGAUGCUCAAUUUUCUACAGUAGCACCAGCAAAAGUCGCUACCACCGUAUCGAUAUCGAAACCAACCCCCUUCUCCGAGGAACAACUCUCCUCCACCACAGCUUUCUAUCAUCCUCUAGUCGCAGAAAAGCGGGGUCGUGACGCAAGACGAGCUGAGCGACAGCAGGAAGCUGGAAAGUUCUUCAGUGACAUGAGGGACAGACUAAGAGCAUUUCGGAUGGGCAUGGAGUCUGCGGUUGCAGCAACACCUCCGGUCGCGCCUGCGUGUCUUAGUGGCUCUGUGGCAACUGGAUCUAUUAGUACACUGGCACAGGAGCUCGCAUCUUGUUCACAGCAGCAAGAAGAGCAAAACGUCCAACAAGAACGCAAGCAUUCGAAUCUACUACAUCUGGACGAGAAGCUGAUAAAAGAAGGGACAAGAGUUGUAAAUGUCCUGCAAAAGGAAAUAACGCCAAGUAUGGAUGAUAUCCAUGCGACGACGACAGGUGUCAAUUCUCUUUUUGGUGGUCAAAAGACCAACCAGAAACAUCUUCAAGCAGGGGAAGCUGCAGCACCAGGACGACCACCGACACCGUUUUUUGGGUCAACCGCGCCGAAAUUUGACUGGGCAGAGGAAUUGGACAGCCUGAAGGCAACAAAGCGUGCGAUGCAGCAUGCAAAGUCCUCUUCUAGUUCCUCUAACCCGUCUUCGGCUAACCCGUCUUCGGCGCCUACGACUUCGUCGUCAUUCUUCAGGAGUAGGCACCAUGAGGAGGCGGGAAUGUUGAAGACACCACGCAGUUGUAAAAAUCUUGCUUCCACCACGAAGACGUCAUCUGGCUCGCUCAGAUCGCCAGCUGCCACAAAUCGAUGUCCACCACGUUUGGUGCUACGAAGCGAGAUGACUAAUUACAACACUUGUUCAGGUCACUUGCGCGUUGCAGCUGACGAAGCUGACGAUACCGAUGUAAGUCCAAAACCCUUUCUUAUCCGAGAAACUCCCGAACACGAUAGGGAAGAUGAUGAGGCGGGUACUAGAACAGCUGCAUCACGACCAGCAAAAGACCUCUGGGCUGCCUUGGAUGAUGAAGAGGAGCUAUAUGUUGUACCUUCGUCUUCCUCAUUGCAGCCUUCUAGUGCUAGUGGUCACGACACCAGCACAUCUGCAAUGGGCGUUUCGGCGCAUUCCUGCCUGUCUGAAUCUGCAAUUCCCGAUCAUUCUGGGCUUCCGUCCAAGGCAGAACCAAACUACACGAGGAUAGAAGGAAAUGAUCUUCAUCAUACUACUACUUCAACUCUUACUCGGUCUUCUGCUUCUGGUGAUGCCACUUCUGAUGUUGAUCAAUACACAACAAGUGCAGGAGGAGCUUCACCUCGACCACGCGUGAAUCCACGACAAACCACCCCUCCAAGUGUGACACCACGAGAGACCAACAUGACAUUUACUUCCUCUUCUUCUUCUUCUUCUUCUUCUAGCACACACCCACGAGAAGCACACCCACAAGAAGCAGAAGCUGCCACCACCUCUGCUUCCGCAGUCCGACUGCGGGAACGCUUGCAACUUUCCCUUGCUCAACUCGCGGACACCUGUGACAGAACGCUUCUCCGUAAUUUGAAGACGUCCACGAAUAGAGCAAAGAUGACAAGUGCCUUAGUGGAAGCUUGUGGAGCUCAGCAUCGUGAUAGCGUAGAGAAGCUCCUAGGGAAAUACGAUGAGAUAGAGGCAAAGAGUGAGUACGCAGGAAAAAUACUAGGGGGUCGAGGAGGAUUUGCAAAACAUAAUGUAACACCGAACAAUGAUGUUCUUGAUCUGACAGGAGCAUCAUCAACAUCCAAAGCAGAACACGAAGAUAGAAGCAAACUGACUUCGUCAACAUCUUCAUCAAGUAGUGCUACGUCAUCCUCUCCUCGUCAAGCCUUGCACAUCGUCUCAGAGAUAGAGAAAUCUAAGAGGCAGAUCGAUGAUGAGAUCCGUCGAUCAGGCCAGAAGUUGAAAAUGACAAGGAAUAGAACUCCUAGGUCUACCGGUACUGCGAGGGGCGCUCCUGCUACUGGUGUCGGUAGAAAUAGAUCGAAGUUGAGGCCGCCCUCAAGACUGGUGGCUAGACGAGCGGAGCAUGGAGACGACAGUAUUUCUGGUGGUGACGCUGGAGUGGACUGGUCUGCUUUCGACGACGACGGAGGAGGUGACGCGAUUCACAGUACUCAAACUGAUGUUCCUGGACCCGCAGCCUCAGAAGAGGACGAGAGAAAUCUUCCUGUUGAUCACGCUCAAGGUUCUGGGCAGACUCAGGACGCAAGCAGCAUGUCCUUUGUCGACGUACAUCGCGCAUGGCUGGCAGCAGCGGAGCAGCAAGAGGCCGGUAGCCAACAUGGUCAAGACGAAAUUCGUUCCACUUCUUCAAGCAGAACUCCUCGAGAAAUGAACAAUCCGUACAAUCAAGGGCCCUUACUUUCAGCACGGCGAGGACCUCCACAGCUGCAGUCCUUAUCAUCUUCCUCUUCUGCAUCUGCCUCUUCCACAUCAAUUUCUAGAGUCGCCGAUUUAGAAGAGCAAAGUGCUUCUGCUGCAGCUGCUGCAACAGCCAUUAUGAGCAACUUGAUCACGGCAAACCCCGUAACAGAGUCGAUCCUCGUAACUCAGCAACGGAAUACGCAACCAAGAUCUUUGAUGUCGCUUCUGCGACAGCACUCGUCGGCUAUGAGGGUAGACGGCGUGGAGGAACAUCUGCGAACGUCGACAGCAGGAGGAGAACAUGAUGUAAAUGCUGGUAGAAAUACCUCUAGGACACCACCUGGCGGAACAACUACAAGACCUGCUUCCUCAUCCAGCACCAUACGACCUUCCAUGCGAUCUCGAGGAAAUCUUCUCGCGAGUGGUCCGACAGUUCUUUCGCAGACGCUGAAGACUUUGGACGCCCUGACGAAAGGGCGAGUCCUGUACACCACCAUGGACUGCGCUAUCUGCCUUGAGGUUAUGCAACGUGGCGAUCGGGUAACAACGCUCCCCUGUGGCAACGGUCGUCAUUCUUUUCAUGCUGAAUGCUUGAAGAACUGGGUUUUGACUAACAGAGUACCGACAUGUCCACUAUGCAAGGAAGUCAUUGCGCCUGUUUGAAACUAUACUACCGCGCUUCUUGUAUACUUUGAUGUAGUUGUAAUUUCACUUGAUGUGGUUGAUCAUGUGCGCUUCUUGUACUAUAGUUGUUUCACUUGAUGUACAUGUAGCUGAUGUUGCUAACCUAGUAUUGAACUUUUUUUCAUCAUGAUGGCUGAUUAUCUUUUUUACUCGUUGUUGUACUGAGUCCUUGAUGUUUUCUUGAUUCCUUGUUUCUCGUUGUUUUUCUUGAUUCCCACACAGAAUGAUCUGUACAACAGUAACUUGCAAAGCUGAUUUUCCGUCUUCCUCUCUCUCUUCGAGAUGGCCGCGUUGUACAGAAUGACUGAUUUCGGAGGAAUUGCCCAGCUUUACGAAACAAU